GUCGCACCCAGCUGAAGAUGAUUGUAUAGCUCGAACAUCCAGCAGGGCAGAUACCAUCCUAUUACAAUUCGGAAGGAUGGACAUCUUUGAAGAGCUCGAUGCCGAUUAUCUGGAAAACAUGAUAACCUCGCUCUACGGGACUUUUUACAGCCACUUGAUGGAUUUCACCACAGUAGAGGUAUCGAUUGUCCAUGAAGCACUUCCAUGGUAUUAUUUAUUUAACCACCUUGCUCUCACUAUAGGGCCAACCCAACACGUAUCGGACCGAGGGCUUCCUCGAAGGCAUCCUGCAUACCAUCCCAGAGAAUCCUCACAUUCACCAAUGCUCCUCACCCUCCAUGGGGUAUGUGCGCGCAUCGCCUACCUCUCAGGUGCGGGAUAUUAUGUUGACAAGUUGCUGGAGGAUAUGGAUAAUGGUGAGAAUGGUAUUGGACCUCAAUUGUCGGGUGUCAGUUACGUAGCAUCCUUUUUUGUAAACAGGAACUGGCAGUGGAUGACUGACCAAAAGGAUUGUUUAGGAGCCAGUCAUGAGCCAACUCCCAGUUCUCUCAUUGUCAGUUCUUCAUAGGCAUAAAUAUCAAUCCAGUGAGAUUGAACAUGAGAAACACCAUGCCACUUAUUAUCUUUGCCGCCUUGCAAAGGCCAUCAUUCUUGCUUCAGACAUGUGGACCCUUGCACCGAUGAUGACCUUUGUCCUUGAGUUCCUCCUUCAGCGGGACCCAUACCUGCCCCAGGAUCCAGGACAUGCUUAUUCUUGCAUCAGACAUAUGAACCCUUUCACCAACAACUUGUCUCCUAGAAGCCACUAUCUUCAGUGGACCCUCCAGCACUCUGGGAUCCUCUUCAACAUCGGCCUUCUGGACUUGCUUAGGUCUUUGACUGAAGGUUUCUAUUUGACCCCCCAGAUCCUCUCAAUACAU
Guyanagaster necrorhizus is the source of this 920-nucleotide messenger RNA. RefSeq lists its product as uncharacterized. Bases 77 to 568 code for a protein of 163 amino acids. The transcript has a single exon. The record is from RefSeq and is a predicted model, not a curated record. Lineage: Eukaryota; Fungi; Basidiomycota; Agaricomycetes; Agaricales; Physalacriaceae.